This is a messenger RNA of Juglans microcarpa x Juglans regia, 856 nucleotides long. Its product is annotated as extracellular ribonuclease LE-like. Gene Ontology annotation, molecular function: RNA binding; ribonuclease T2 activity. Lineage: Eukaryota; Viridiplantae; Streptophyta; Magnoliopsida; Fagales; Juglandaceae. The record is from RefSeq and is a predicted model, not a curated record. Bases 128 to 814 code for a protein of 228 amino acids. The transcript is spliced from 4 exons. Gene Ontology annotation, biological process: RNA catabolic process. Gene Ontology annotation, cellular component: extracellular region.
UAUAAAACAUUUUUUUGCCUAUAAAUACAGCCUUUGACACCAUUACAUACAUGAUUAUCCCUGAUCAACUCCAGAAAACUAAUCGAAGCCCAAAACAGCUAUCAGUGAGUAAGAGAGAUCGAGGGAAAUGAUCAAUUCCAAUUCUGCAAUCCUCAUUAUCAAGCUGUUGCUAGCACAAUAUCUAGCAAUUGGUUGUGUUUCUCAGGCUUUCGAUUUCUUCUACUUUGUGCAACAGUGGCCAGGAUCAUACUGCGAUACAAAGCAAAGUUGUUGCUAUCCAACAACCGGAAAACCCAAGACAGAUUUCAGCAUCCACGGGCUUUGGCCUAAUUACAAUGAUGGUUCGUACCCCUCCAACUGCGAUCCCGACAGUCCUUUCGAUCGAUCCGAGAUUUCAGAUCUAAUCAGCAGGAUGCAAACAAGUUGGCCCUCACUGGCCUGCCCAAGCAGCGAUGGUACAGGGUUUUGGUCACACGAAUGGGAGAAACAUGGGACUUGCUCCGAGUCUGUCCUUGAUCAGCAUCGAUACUUUGAAGCAGCUCUAAACCUAAAAAAGAACGUAGACCUCCUCCAAAUACUUGAAAGUGAAGGAAUCCAACCAGAUGGGAGAUCUUACAGCUUAAGCAGCAUAAGCGAAGCAAUAAGAGGAGCAACUGGGUAUGCUCCAGGCAUAGAAUGCGAAGUUGGAACAUCGGAUAACAGCCAGCUAUACCAGAUAUAUGUUUGUGUAGACACUUCUGGGUCGAAUUUCAUCAAAUGUCCGGUGCUCCCAAGUGGGGGAUGUGCCUCCAACGUUGAGUUCCCUUCCUUCUAGAGAGUACUGGCCGUUGGGAUAUAUUUGUCACUUUCUCAAUUA